AUGAAGAAGGAGGUCGAUUCCGCCUCAUUGGCAGCGAACCGCACGAUGGUGGCGCACAUGCGCACGCUGCUCUGGAAGAACUACACACUCAAGCGCCGCCACCUGCGCGCCACCGUCUUCGAGAUCACUCUGCCGUGUCUCUUCGUCCUUCUAUUGGGCGCGCUCAAGCACCUCGUAGACGACGUCGACGUCCCUGCUGGUUGGAGCGAUAGCUCCGCCGGAACUUCCGACAACCUGUACGACCCCACUGGGUUCUCACUCUCAGCCAUCCCCUCGGAGCUGCCCAAGUGGACGCAAUACGAGACUUCCGUCACGGGUCUGCUUUGGUACAUGGCCCGCCAAUCCGUGACCGACGGAGUGAGACUCCACGAACUGUCCUCCAGCGACUACACGGCCUGCACCGUCGGCGUUGCGCUGAACGGAUACGUCGACACCAACUCGUCGUCAGCGUCCAGCGUGCCAUCGGAAUGUGACGGGUGCGUUGUGCCUUACAAAAUCGCAGUGGUGCCCGACAACGCCUUCACGCGCGAGUAUUUCAUGCAGACAAUGGAGCUCUGGUACCUUCGCGUGAAUCUGGUGAACGGUUCGACGUCGCUGCAGUUCGCGAGUCUUCGGGAAAGUGUGGCCUUCUUUGGCUCGGAAGACGCGCUGGAAGAGUACGUGAAGGGGAAGAGCUACGGCUCCAGUCUCGACAGCCCGCGCAUCUACGGGGGAAUUGUGUUCGACAAGUACCCGAAUGGCAGCGACAUCGGCUCGUUCUCGUCCAUUGAGUACACACUGCGUCUCAACUCAACGGAGACCAACAACGGCGUGCUUGGGCUCAUCCCGCCGACAAACGGAGAUGCGUCAGCGCUCUAUCCUUCGCAGAAGUCCAUCAAGACCGACUACUACACGCGCUACACGCUCACGGGCUUCAUGACGUUGCAGACGCUCGUCACGCGCUUCGUGACUUGCAUGCCCGAAUGGGAUGCAACGACGCAGACAACAACGGGUCAGUGUCAGCGAGCACAAGCCACUGCAUCCGCGUCGGACGCACUAGACAAGCGGCUACUGAAGUCGUUGGAGGCCGAUGCCAUGCUGAAAUCAGCUCUGAGCGAGUACGCGACAGCGUCGGGUGCCUCCAAUACGUCGUUCUCUUCUAUGCUGUCGCUGUUGUCGACUAGCACGAAGGAGGCGCUGCUGACGCCGCUGCGCCAGGCCCCGCAGCCAUAUCUCGGGUCUUCGGUGUCGCCGUUCCCCAUUGAAGCGUACACGAGCUCUCCCUUCUACGACGACGUCUCGGGGGUCUUGGCCAUCAUCUUCAUCCUCUCGUACCUGUACCUGACGUCGAGGAUCCUUGUGGUCUUCAUCCAGGAGAAGGAGCUGCGUCUGCGCGAGUACAUGAAGAUCUUGGGCGUCAAGGAGCGCGCGAUUGUCGCCACUUGGUACAUCACGUACACUCUCAUCAUCUUCGCCGGCGCCGUGCUCCAAGCUCUCAUGGGUCUCGUCGGGCUAUUCGCCAACAGCUCGGUGGUCGUCAUCUUCCUCUUCUUCUUCCUGUUCGGAAUGAGCGUUCUCUGUUUCGGGUUCUUCAUCAGCACACUCUUCAGCAACGCCCGCACCGGGUCCUUCGUGGGGAUGAUCGCCUUCUUUCUCAUGUACUUCGUGGCCCAAGCGUUCACGGACGACUCGCCGGAGCAGGACAUCUCUCACGCCUGCAUCUUGCCACCAGUUGCGCUUUCGUUUGGUCUGUCGACCAUCGCGGACUUUGAAUCGUCCGGUAUCGGCGCAAAUUUCGGAAAUCUGGACACGCUCAACAUUAACUUCCGACUCGCUACAGCGCUGCAGAUGUUCCUCGUGGACUGCGUGCUGUACACGCUGCUGGGUCUGUACUUCGAGAGGAUCAUCCCUAAGCAGUACGGCACGUCGCUCAAGUGGUAUUUCCCUUUCUCCCCGUCGUAUUGGCGAGGCCGCAAGAAAUCCGCGACUUCGAAUGGGACUGAGACGCCUACGGACUCUUUACUCGACAGCGUGGCGCUGGAUGUGAACCCGAACAUUGAGCGCGUGAGUGCCGAGCUCCGUGAGCAAGAGCGGCGGGGUGAAGUGCUGUCCAUUCAACGUCUGGGGAAGGUGUUUGAGGUUCCAGGCGGUCAAAAGGUGGCACUGAAGGGGCUAGACUUGAUCACGUACAAGGACCAGAUCACGUGUUUGCUCGGCCACAAUGGAGCUGGAAAGUCGACGCUGAUCUCGAUGCUCACAGGCAUGACGGCGCCAUCGAGCGGUGACGCGAAGUACCGUGGUCUCUCGCUGAAUCAAGACAUGGAGGAGAUUCGCGAAUCGCUGGGUAUUUGCUUCCAGCACGACGUUCUGUUCGAGGACUUGACGGUUGAAGAGCAUCUUCUAGUGUUCGGACGGGUGAAAGGAUACAGGAAUGAGGAGCUGCAGGGACUCGUGGACUCACAGAUCCGUCAGGUGGGUCUUACGGAGAAGCGCCACGUCCUGUCCAAGGAAUUAUCCGGCGGCAUGAAGCGGAAGCUUUCGGUCGCUAUUUCUCUCCUGGGUGACAGCUCCCUGGUGUUUCUGGACGAACCGACCUCGGGUAUGGACCCCUACAGCCGUCGUAGCACGUGGGAGAUCCUCCUCAACAACCGCAGUGGCCGUGUGAUGGUGGUGACGACCCACUUCAUGGAUGAGGCCGAUAUCCUGGGAGACCGCAUCGCCAUGCCAUCAUGGCAGAAGGCGAAUUGCGCUGCUGCGGGCUACAACCUCACUAUCGUCAAGGACGACGCCAGGUGCGACGACAAGGCCGUCACCACGCUCAUCAGGUCGUACGUCCCCUCUGCUGAGCUGCUAAGCAACGUCGGCAGCGAGAUCGCGUUCCAGCUGCCUCAAAAGAGCUCGCCGAUGUUCUCGGUCAUGUUCACCGAGAUGGACAACAAUCUGUCCAAGCUCGGCUUGCUCUUGUACGGCAUUUCAGCCACGACGCUGGAGGAGGUUUUCAUCAAAGUGGCGGAGGCUGACGAUGAGAACCACCAACACACUUUGGGCCAUCGCACGCGCCCGACGGAGAGCGAGGCUGCUCCUGUAGCGGCGUUGCAGACAUCCGGUCUGUUCUUCUCGCACUUGCGCGCUCUCCUUCUCAAGAGGUUCCACCACGCCAAGCGCGAGAAGAAGAUGAUCAUCUACACGACGUUCUACCCGAUUCUGCUGCUUCUGGCAGGUCUGAUUAUCUUGAAGAGCAGCAGCACGACGUCCGAUGACCCGAAUCUGGCGCUGAACACGAACGCGUACAGCUCCGACAAUUCCACACCGACCCCGUACUUCUGCCAGGCUGGAGGUGAAUGGUGCAGCGAUGUCAUGGCGUCGUAUUUCUCUGGAGCAGAAGCUCAGGAGCUCGCGAUUGAGUCUCCGGCUUACGACUCAAACUCUCCGACCGUCUUUAACGUCACCUACUCGGACCCGGAGAUCAACGCGACGGACGCUACCGGCUUCGGGCUUCGAAUGGGCCAAACGCUGUACAACAGAGGCUACGGAGCCAACAACACCGAAGCGGUUGACGAUCAGUACAGCGCGUUCAUGGUCUAUGGAGACAGCGACGAGCAGAUCUUCAGCUACAACCUGUUCACCAACACUACCGCCACGCACGCGCCCGUCAUAUUCAAGGCGUUGAUGGACCAGGCGAUCUAUCGGUUCUUCGCUGCCAACUCGAGCGAUUCGACGGUGGAUCUUACGGUGAACAACCAUCCACUACCGCUCACAGCGGCGGCCAAGGCGCUCUUCGGCUCCGUUUUGGCCUUCAGCGCGUGCGUCUUUGUCUGCAUCUCGUUCUCGUACUUCCCGCUGCCGGUCGUCGUGUACCUGGUGAGGGAGAAGGAGGCGAGCCACAACUCCAAACACCAGCAACUGGUCUCGGGCGUCUCGCUCACUGCGUUUUGGCUCGCCAACUACCUCUGGGACCUCAUGAUGUUCGCCGUGCCCUGCGUCGCGGCCAUCGUCCUCAUCAAAGCGUUCGAUAUCUCGGCGCUAACCGGCAACUCCGAGUGCUCGAGCUGCACCUCCGAGACGUUUCCGGCGGUGAUCCUUCUCUUCAUCCUCUUCGGCUUCGCGAUCUGCCCGUUCACCUACUGCCUGUCGUUCCUCUUCAAGGAGCACGCGGCGUCACAGACGUUCACCAUGAAGAUCAACUUUCUGCUGGGCGUCGUGCUCAUGAUCGUGAGCUACAUCCUCGACGUGAUGGAGUCGACCGAGUCGGUGAAUUCAGUGCUCAAGUUCAUCUGGAGACUGUCGCCGCUCUUCGAUCUAGGCAACGGACUGCUGUCGCUGGUGUUGAACGAGCUCGACACGCUGCAGGACGGCACGACGGAGAAGAAGAGCCCGUUUAGCAUGGACCUCAUGGGCGCCGAGAUGAUUUACCUGGUGCUCACGACGUUCCUCUUCUCGGCGGUGGUGCUUGCCAUCGACUACGGCGUGAAAAUCCCCGGACUCCAACGCAAGAACGCAAGCGCUCAGGGCGUUGACGAUGGGAAGUUGGAUAUCGACGAGGAUGUGGCGAAGGAAGCUCAGCGAGUCGCUAAUGGGGCUGCGAAUGAAGAUGCAGUGAAGAUUGCUGGACCGAGGAAGGUCUACCCUGGUGGCAAGGUGGCCGUGAGAGACCUGUCGUUUGGCUUGAAGAGAGGCGAGUGUUUUGGCUUCUUGGGCAUCAACGGCGCCGGCAAGACGACGACGAUGAAAAUGCUGACGGGCGACGUCGCUCCGAGCUGCGGGACGGCAACACUCAACGGCUUCGACAUCUUGACGCAGCAGAUCGAAGUGCGCCGACAAAUCGGCUACUGCCCGCAGUUCGACGCGCUGUUUGAGCGGAUGACGGUGCGCGAGCAUCUCGAGCUCUUUGCGGCGAUCAAGGGCGUGGCUCGAGCCGACAUGGAGGCAGUUGUGACGGAGAAAAUUCAGCAGCUGAACCUCGCAGACUUUGAGCACAAACUGGCGGGAAGUCUGAGCGGCGGCAACAAGCGCAAGCUGUCGGUCGCUAUCGCGUUGAUCGGCAGUCCGCCGAUCAUCUUCCUGGACGAGCCCUCCACCGGCAUGGACCCGGUUUCCCGGCGGUUCAUGUGGGAUGUGAUCGCCGAUAUCUCAACGCGAGGCAAGGAAUCCACGAUCGUCUUGACAACGCACAGCAUGGAGGAGGCUGAAGCCUUGUGCUCUCGAGUGGGGAUCAUGGUCGGCGGUCGUCUUCGCUGCUUAGGCAGCGUGCAGCAUCUCAAGUCUCGGUUCGGUGAUGGCCUCGUAUUCGACACCAAGUUCGAGUCUGUGGCUGCAGACGAACUUGAUCGUCUAGUGGAGAGAGUCUUCAGUGACGGCAACGCCUACGUCACACCAGCAGAUCUGGAGGACAAGUGUCGUGCGUUUGGCAACGUCGAUCUUGCUAGACUCAUCACUGCCGCACACCCGACGGGUUACAGUCUUGCUGCAGCGCUGGAACGAGACGGAUUCAUUCGCGCCGAGGCAUUCUGCGCGUGGUGCGUGGAGGAGACGCGAUUCAACGAGCUCAAGGAGUAUCUUCAGCAAGCGUUUGGAGCCGGUGGGGUUGUCGUACUCGAAAGGCAGAGCGACUUCUGUCGGUUCAAAGUGCGCGGCGGCCCCAGUGACGUGAAGCUCUCCAGGAUGUUUGCAUUGAUCGAGGACAUUAAAUCCACCAUGCACAUCCGCGAGUACAGCGUCUCGCAGACGACGCUGGAGCAGAUCUUCAACUCGUUCGCUAGUCAGCAGGAGGAAGAGCAGGGUGUGGCUCGAGGCGUCUUCCAGGCUGCUUAG
Molecule: messenger RNA, 5790 nt
Organism: Phytophthora sojae
Lineage: Eukaryota; Oomycota; Peronosporomycetes; Peronosporales; Peronosporaceae
Product: ABC transporter ABCA1 lipid exporter family
Exons: 2
Coding region: 1-5790 (1929 amino acids)
Biological process (GO): lipid transport; transmembrane transport
Cellular component (GO): membrane; intracellular membrane-bounded organelle
Molecular function (GO): ABC-type transporter activity; lipid carrier activity; ATP binding
Source: RefSeq, a predicted model, not a curated record